GCCGAGGUGAGAGCUCAUGGGUCGGGAGCAACCACCUUCCUUCAGACUACACUCACCAUCUACACCUAAUUUCGAAGCAUGAUACCCCUACAAACAUUCAGGAAACGAUCGCUCGCGGUAUUGUCCGCUCGGAACUCACCACUCAGCGCCCGCCUCUUCUCCGUCUCGACCGCAUUGCAAGAUGCCCCUGCGUCUGACCCCGGAACAACACCAAAGAAACCCCACGGCAUAGACCCCCGAUGGCUGACUAUGACCAAGCGAAGAAUCGGCAGAUGCAUGAUGUUUGGCUUGAAACCGCCGCAGAUUCAAGAAGCCGGGGAUGUAUUGCAGCAAAUUGCAAAUGACUGGCGGGAAUUGGUCGCUGGCAGCGAAGGCUAUCUGACCGAUGAGACGAGAAGGGGUCUAUUCCAGCAAAGCGUCGCGUGGGGAGAGAUGGAUAGCAUGGGACAUGUCAACAACGUGACAUACCCCCGAUAUGCGGAGACAGCACGGGUGUACUAUACCCGCAACUUCGCCAUGCAUAUAGACCCGGCUCAUAAGAAAGAGUGGACUAAUCUUGUCAGCUCGAAGGGCAUCGGCCUCAUUCUCCGAAGCAUCACAAUCGACUACAAAUUUCCCAUGACGUACCCCGAUAAAGUUACGGUGUACCACAAGUUAGUCCAUGACCCGAGCUCCCCUAAAGCACCUCAUCAUGGGUUCCAUCUUCAAGCCAUGAUAAUCUCCGAGGCUCGCCAACGACCUGCUGCCCGUGUUUACGAGGACAUUACCAUGUAUGACUACAAGGCGAAUAAGAAGACGGAACUCCCGCCGUUCGUCUUCGAGCAAUUCAUGUCUACCUGGAAGCUCCAGGAGCAGGCCAAGAAAUUCUGGCAGCAGCGAAUUCUCGAUAUCGAAACGAGGGUUCGCACAUUGGAGACGGAGAGCUGGGACCGGGAGGACGCGGUCGAGGAUACCGGAUCCGCGAAGUAAUGGCACCGCAGCUUGUUCCCGCUUUCAGGCAACUUCGCAUGCCGACAGAACCCAGAUCAGCAGUGUAUGUAGAUGGUCGAUCGUAGAGCAUUCGUAUAGAUCAGCUACAACGCACGUCCUGUAAGCACCGUAUGAGCUGUAAC
Molecule: messenger RNA, 1112 nt
Organism: Aspergillus ibericus CBS 121593
Lineage: Eukaryota; Fungi; Ascomycota; Eurotiomycetes; Eurotiales; Aspergillaceae
Product: thioesterase family protein
Exons: 4
Coding region: 79-969 (296 amino acids)
Molecular function (GO): fatty acyl-CoA hydrolase activity
Source: RefSeq, a predicted model, not a curated record